Messenger RNA from Astrephomene gubernaculifera, 383 nucleotides. Lineage: Eukaryota; Viridiplantae; Chlorophyta; Chlorophyceae; Chlamydomonadales; Astrephomenaceae. The record is from the annotation of a GenBank genome assembly.
GGUCAAAAAGCUGCAGUGUCUCCAAGUCCGGAAUGCUGCCAACAUCCGUGUUCGGAAGGCCAAACUUGGAGGCCAGUCCAUAAAGGCCAGCCAGGUGGCAAACGAGGAGGUCCUGCAGGACCUCAUCCGUACCGAUGCUGCAUACCGGGACUUCAAGCAGCUACGAGAAAGCCCCGACUACUGGGACAAGGCCAAAAAGGACUUGUUUGCGAUGCUGCGGCAGCUAGGCCAGCCAACCUUCUUCAUGACUCUAUCUGCCGCAGACCUCCAGUGGCCAGACCUCCUACGAUGCCUGUACGAGCAGCAGCAUGGGCAGCCCCUCAGCGAUGAUAACCUUGCUGCCUUGACAGCAACCCAGCGGAUGGACCUGGUUCGAAAUGACC